AUGGCUAAGUAUUCAAAGAAUGUGCUUGUUUUCUGCAUUGGAAUGCUUCUUGUAAGCUUGUGGUGCAUGAAAGUGAAUGGUCAUGAAGAUGCACCUGGAAAAGGACACGAAGAUGACAUUGUUAAGCCCUUGAAGAAAGUGAAUGGUGACCAAGGAAUAUUUGGACCUGGAAAAUCGUUACAUGGAAAGGAAGAUGCAUCUGGAAAAGGACAUGAAGAUGACAUUGUUCAGCCCUUAAAGAAAGUAAAUGGUGACCAAGGAAUAUUUGAACCUGGAAAAUCGUUACAUGAAAAGGAAGAUGCAUCUGGAAAAAGACAUGAGGAUGACAUUGUUCAGCCCUUGAAGAAAGUGAAUGGUGACCAAGGAAUAUCUGGACCUGGAAAAUCAUUACAUGGAAAGGAAGAUGCAUCUGAAAAAAGACAUGAAGAUGACAUUGUUCAGCCCUUGAAGAAAACAGGUGGAGGUGGUAAUAAAGGAGAGAAACAUGAAAAUCCUUUUAAAAGAUGGUUUGGUGAUAACUAA
Molecule: messenger RNA, 522 nt
Organism: Vicia faba (fava bean)
Lineage: Eukaryota; Viridiplantae; Streptophyta; Magnoliopsida; Fabales; Fabaceae
Source: the annotation of a GenBank genome assembly